Molecule: messenger RNA, 1490 nt
Organism: Budorcas taxicolor (takin)
Lineage: Eukaryota; Metazoa; Chordata; Mammalia; Artiodactyla; Bovidae
Gene: SMAGP
Product: small cell adhesion glycoprotein
Exons: 4
Coding region: 166-459 (97 amino acids)
Source: RefSeq, a predicted model, not a curated record
GCCGCGGAGGAACUGAAACCCAGAGCGGCCGAGCUUGGGCCUCGGCUGGAGCCUCCCGUCUUGGCGGCUCGGAACCCGUGCCCAGGACGGGCCGCCCUCGGAGCGCAGCGAGCCCUGCCUGGCGCCGACCCGCACCUCCCUACCGGUGCCCGAUCACCUACCGCGAUGACUGGCUUCCCAACCACGCCUCCUCCAGCAGAAGAACUGAUGGCUACCACAAUUCUACAGGCCACUGAGGCCCUGUCUCCGGAAGCUGAAGCCAGCACAGCUCUCAUUGCAGUUGUUAUCACCGUGGUCUUCCUCACCCUGCUCUCAGUCGUGAUCUUGAUCUUCUUUUACCUGUACAAGAACAAAGGCAGCUACGUCACCUACGAACCCGCAGAUGGCGAGCCCGGUGCCGUUGUCCUGAUGGAGAAUGAUUCAGCCAAGGGCAGGGAAAAGGAAGAAUAUUUCAUCUAAUGGUUCCCAGGCCCCAAGGAGCUUAUCCAGGUUCCAGUGCUAUCACACUAUUUAUUAGGUGAAAGUUUUACCUGAAACUGGUGAGAACCAUUGAUUGAUAUGGGUAGACCUGAGCUCCUUCCAGGACACAGACCUAAAUGCCAGCAUCACCAACACCAUGGACCGAGGACAUGAAGAAAGCUGCUCACGUCUCUUAACCAGGCCUCUGUCACACAGCUUCUGACUGAUGAGUGAGAUGGAGCUGGACUGGGCAACACUGGAGUAUAUACCCAGUCAUCUUCACUUUUUUCACAGGUUGAAGGGAAGAAGAGUUGGGGGUCACUGGAUGCUCCUCUGUCCCUUACCUGGUCACCUAGUGACAACCCAAGUGGAAGUAGUAUCCUUAGUUCUUCCCAGAGGCGGGAGACCACAAGGAAAGGCCGGCCAGGAAACUGUGGAGACCUCCCUUCUGAUGAACAUGCCACAUCCCUUAAUCUGAGCCCUUCCUUUCCUUAGCCCCCAACAAUCCAGACAUAUGCUAUUUUUAUCGGAAUUAAAAUCAUUUAUUGAUACAGAAAUCCGAUUCUCAUGUGCAGAAAACCACCAUCUUUACACUGUGACUUAUCUUUGCUGAGACUUUUUUGACAGGUUGCUGCUGUUGUUCAGUCUCUCAGGCCUGUCCGACUCUUUCUGACCCCAUGAACUGCAGCAUGCCAGGCUUCCCUGUCCUCUAUCGCCCAGAAUUUGCGCAAGUUCAUGUCCAUUUUUUGCUUACUCAACUCUUACCUGUGUUCUCUCUCAAGCAAAGGGGGCCCCAGGGAAGUUUCAGAAGUUCCCAGAACAAUCUCAGAGGUUUGCAACAGAGGUGGUCCUGGGAAGUUUGUCCUAGAAGAGGGUCAUUAGAAACAGACCCUGGGAGAUGAGUUGUUUAGCCUCCAUCCUGGCAAGGGCCAGUAUGUCCCUGAUCCAUUCUGUGUACACACAGAGGGAACCAGGAACAACGUGUGACUUUUCCCACCAUUGCCCUUUCUAUCUCAUUUCAUCCAUCUCAA